CAGCAAAAAGUAACUUACAGAGAAUCAAUUUCGCCAUAGCCAACGUAGAGAUAAUCGGGUUCCCAAAUAUCAACCGCGCGCGCUUGCUGAUCAAAGCAAUUUUGCAACAAUUUUGCCUCAAUAAAAGCAAACUGCGAAAAGAGAAGAAAACUUUUACGGAAUGAACCACUGAUCACUCACGCCACCAACAGGCGGGUAAGCACACUACUUCCAAAAUUUGAAUAGGCGCGCAUUUUACAGGCGCAGCAACUUCCGAGCGAGUCGAGCAGUCGAGCCAAUGAGAACGCGAGCACAAGGAAUUUGCAAAGUUCUCUCUGAUUGGUCAAUGGUUAUUCAGAAUUUCAGAGGCAUGCAGCCAUGAAUGCGCUCCUAGUUCUGAAUUCCUUUUAUCGUUUCCAUAAUAUCCGUCGUGUUUUUAUUUCCAUUUUCCUGCACUGCUGACGCUAACAACAUCUGCAGAGAGCAGUCAGCAGAUCACGACCAGAUCACGACGCAGAGGAGUCAAAUGUAUGUACAUAAUUAUGUACUUAUUGUACAUAGUCAAUAGUCAACAAAAACAAAAGUGCGGACUGCGGGGAUCAUUGCAUUGGAACGACAGCGGAGGCGGGAUCGACGACUGACCUCGUGAAGGUGUAAAAUGCAUUGUUUUAACCAGUUUUGCGCCCUGGACACGCUGAAUCCGCAGCUUGGUUCGUCUGAAUGUGCUCAAGGGCAGGUACGAGGAGACCCUGGAGACAUGGCUGGCCAUGAACUUUCUUGUCAUCGAGUACAAGGCGCUGUGGAAGUCCAUCGACGACUGUCCCACUUGGGACACUUCGAACGUUUGGGACAACUCGCAACAACUCUUGCAAGAGUUGAUUGGCAUAAAUUUAAAGUUUGAAGACUAUCUGCUGCUGCAGAAUCGAAUGUCCAGUCUGAGAGUGGAAUUGCUGGAAAAAGUGAGGCCUCACUUUGGUGCCCCUUGGCCCAAAAUUGCGGAAACUUCAGCUAUAAAUCAGUACAUUGACCUAAUCAAGUUCCAAAUUGGCUGUAUUCAACAGAAUUCAAGAAUAUAUGAUAGUGAAGUUAAAAGCCCGGAAAAAGUUGAGAAGAAGUUUGCCAAAAUGUAUAAAAACCUGGAGAAAGUGGACAAAUUUGGAAAGCGAUCUCUGCUUGCGUGUUGGAGCAUUAAGAAAAAACCAUUGACCGCUUCUAAUUUGCACAUCUGGGAAUUCUCUCCUGACACUCCAGCAUUGUCUUAUCAACUCCCUGCUGAAGUUUCCUCACAAAUAAGGACCGAAGCGACUGGAGAAAGUGCAGGUCAGGAGGUGGCAAGGCGCUCCACCAUGCAUGUGUGGAGGUUUUUGGGCGAGGCCGAAUGGCGCCUUCCUGGCCAAAUGGUCAAGCUGGCGCACCACUUACAAGAUGUAGAGAAAAGACUCGUAGAGAAGCAAGAGCAGCUAGAUGAACUGGAAUUGGUUGUGCUGCAGCAGCUGAAAGAGGUCAGAAUCGAAAAGAACCUUUUACACCAUGAAUUAGCACGCAACAGGAAGUUCCUCACGCAGAUCCUACUUGAGAAGCUGGUCAAUGAAAACCAGACGCUAAAGCAGCUCAGGGUGUCCACCCGCUACCCGCAGAGCGAGGACCCUGUUGUGCAGGAACUUUUGCAAAAAAACCUUGUGCUUGAGCAUCAGGUACAAGCGCUUGAAAGGGUUGUGGAAUACAAUCGAGAAGAGGCUGCGCGGCACAAAGAACGGUCCUGCAGCAUCACCAACAGCCUGAACAACGCUGUCAACUCGCUGGAGCAGAUUGCAGUCAUGUUCAUUCUACACGAGCGCACCGACCAGCAACUUGUUCUGAAGCUCAGGUCGAUCGUGCAGACCGAUGACCAUCUACAGGGCCUUGUUGGGAUGCUCAAUAAAGAGGACCUUUCUGUACUGCAAAAGUCUUUGCAGAAAGGCAAUGUGGACCAGGCCGUGUUGUCUGGCCUGAUGGAAGAUCUGGACCGCCAGCAGAGUGAAGCAGAGGAAGAAAUUCACAAAGAAGAAAAAUCAAAACAUCGACACAGCUCAAGUGUGGAUGACCAAUGACUGGAAAAGAACAAGUUCCUCAGACCAUAGGCUAGACGCCUCAAAAUCAAAACACAAAAGCAGCAGGGAAGACAAAGACAGGUAUAGGCACUCAUUGAAUAGCAAGAGACCCAGUCGACCCAGAGAAGACAAGAAAAAAGACACCGAAAAAAUUAAGAGAGAGCCUGUCGACUACUUUAGACAACCUGAAUAUGGAAAAACUGAAAAUCUCCUCCCUCGGUGACCUUUUGAAGAUGCGCGCCUUGUAAAAUCUUGAUAACACUCAUCCUAGCAAGAAAACUAAAGUUUAUUCGGGGGAUGAAAGCAUUUCGUGGCGAGAGGUACCCACUUAGCAAGAUUUGUGCAUCAAGAUACUUCAAGAUAAUGUUGAUGCUUACGAGCAUGUGGGCAGUGUACCAUUCUUUUUACUCGAGCCAUGCAGUGUUUUCACAGGCAAAUGCAUUGCAGCUGCGGCUCCCAUAGAGCACUACAACCAGUAAUUUGUUGAAGAUCUUGACGCUCUAUGGGAGUCUUUGGUCAGCAAUGAGUUUAAGACUGCUAUUAGGCAAGAAUAUGAAUGCUGGAGAGAUGUUUAUGAGAGAUCUCAGCUUGCUGCGAAAAUAAAAGAUAAUAAUGAAGCAAGGAAAGCUCCACAAUGAACCACCAAGUUAGCUUUUGAACACUCUUUGGUCAAGUUUCCUUGCAGUGUAUGGAAACAGCAGAGGAAAAACAUGUGACUGCUAUAGAAGAUCUCUUCCAAGCAAAGUUUCUCAAUCUUAUGACUCUAAUGAGGCUGGCCCGUCAGGAAUGUCGUCCAAAGACUUGCUCUCACUGUUGCUGUCGGUCUCUUAAGUGACUGUCCUUCAAAAAAGGCGCGAGUCCCCUUGUGUGCCACUUCCCGCGCAGCGUCAAGGCAGGGCCCUGAUUGGUCGAGCCGAAAUUUGUAACCGAGUCGAUGUCCUUGAAAUGAGUGCAAAAGACGCUCUCUUCCCUCGCAGACGCCGAGCGCAUCAGACGCGUCCCCGACCUCUCAGCCCUCGGCCUACUGUAAGGGUUCCUAUUUUCGGCGAUUGCCGUAUAGCUACCAACCUGCGUGCGGUAAUUUGUGUGCCAGAGAUCUCUCCGAGACAGACAGGAGCGAAACCAGCGAGCGAGUCCUGUUAUCCGGCUGAACCUCUGGAGAGGAUACCAAUUUUCAAAAAGCGGAACUUUGUGACGGGGUAGCUUGCGGACACAAACACAAGUGAGCGUCCUGAUUUCCCGG
This is a messenger RNA of Neocloeon triangulifer, 3312 nucleotides long. RefSeq lists its product as uncharacterized. The record is from RefSeq and is a predicted model, not a curated record. The transcript has 15 exons. The coding region runs from base 747 to 2069 and encodes 440 amino acids. NCBI's taxonomy places the organism in Eukaryota, Metazoa, Arthropoda, Insecta, Ephemeroptera, Baetidae.